AGGGCCAGUGCCAUUCACACUUCUCUCUGUCCUGCAGCAGACGGACGCAGUUCCUCCAAUCCCUCUACUCCCUCUUCGCUCUAAAACCCUUCUCUGAGGGAGGAAGAGCUAUAGCUUUGGGGAUAAUAUAGCUUUAAGGGAACUUUUGGCUGAUGCGGACGUCCUAACAUCUGGGCAGUGUUAACAGAAUCCCGGAGGCCCAGACGGACCAGGAGCCGCUCGUUCUAGGAAUGUUAAAGUAGAAGGGAUAUUUUUUUUUUCCGGCUGAUGAGAGGAGCAGAGGAAGGAGAAAAAGGAAGAGAGAGAAAACGAACCACAAAAACAUAAAAGAGGGACUGGCCAGAAUCUGCCAUCAUUUUAUUCCUCCGUUUCUGGGACCACCUCCUGCUCCGAGUGAGGUAUCUCAUUGAUCGCAGAUCCCAUAAUUGUGUUCCCUUUCACUUUUGGAAGGUUACUGAUGGCUAACUUCUGAAAAUUACUUUCCUUUACCCUGGUACUACCGGCCACAUACCUCUUCUUCUCUCCCUAACUCUACCUUUCAAGGAUGACUGGUCAAUUAACUCGAAGAGGAGCUUUCUCUCUGCUGCUCUUCCUCACUCCAGCAGUGACACCAACGUGGUAUGCAGGUUCAGGCUAUUAUCCAGAUGAAAGCUACAAUGAAGUAUACACUGAAGAGGUCCCAUGGGCCCGUGCCCUAGACUACCGAGUCCCUCGAUGGUGUUAUACAUUAAAUAUUCAGGAUGGAGAAGCGACGUGCUACUCACCACGGGGAGGAAAUUAUCACAGCAGCCUGGGCACGCGUUGUGAGCUCUCCUGUGACCGGGGCUUUCGACUGAUAGGACAGAGGUCGGUGCAAUGCUUGCCAAGUCGCCGUUGGUCUGGAACUGCCUACUGCAGGCAAAUAAGAUGCCACACAUUGCCAUUCAUCACUAGUGGCACCUACACCUGCACAAAUGGGGUGCUUCUUGACUCCCGCUGUGACUACAGCUGUUCCAGUGGCUACCACCUGGAAGGUGACCGCAGCCGAAUCUGCAUGGAAGAUGGGCGCUGGAGUGGAGGCCAGCCUGUAUGUGUAGACAUAGAUCCCCCCAAGAUUCGCUGUCCCCAUUCACGUGAGAAGAUGGCAGAGCCGGAGAAACUGACUGCUCGAGUAUACUGGGACCCACCUUUGGUGAAAGAUUCUGCUGAUGGUACCAUCACCAGGGUAACACUUCGGGGCCCUGAACCUGGCUCUCACUUUCCUGAAGGAGAGCAUGUGAUUCGUUACACUGCCUAUGACCAAGCCUACAACCGGGCCAGCUGCAAGUUCAUUGUGAAAGUACAAGUGAGACGAUGCCCAAUUCUGAAACCACCACAGCAUGGCUACCUCAGCUGCACCUCCGCAGGGGACAACUAUGGUGCCACCUGUGAAUACCACUGUGAUGGUGGUUAUGAGCGCCAGGGCACUCCAUCCCGAGUCUGCCAGUCCAGUCGCCAGUGGUCAGGAUCACCGCCUAUCUGUACUCCCAUGAAAAUUAAUGUCAACGUCAACUCAGCUGCUGGCCUGCUGGAUCAGUUCUAUGAGAAACGGCGACUCCUCAUCAUCUCAGCUCCUGACCCCUCCAAUCGAUAUUAUAAAAUGCAAAUCGCCAUGCUUCAGCAAUCCACCUGUGGACUGGACUUGAGGCACGUGACCAUCAUCGAGCUGGUGGGGCAGCCACCUCAGGAGGUGGGGCGCAUCCGGGAGCAACAGCUGUCAGCCAACAUCAUCGAGGAGCUCAGGCAAUUUCAGCACCUCACUCGUUCCUACUUCAACAUGGUGUUGAUUGACAAGCAGGGUAUGGACAGGGAACGCUACAUGGAACCUGUCACCCCUGAGGAAAUCUUCACAUUCAUUGAUGACUACCUGCUGAGCAACCAGGAGCUGACCCAGCGCCGGGAGCAAAGGGAUGUGUGCGAGUGAACUUGAGCCAGGGCAUGGUGGAGCUGAAGGGACAAGCUUCCCUGGUUAACUAAGAUGGGGGCCUAAUGAAAUGAGGACAUGGUUGUUUCUCACAGUUCUAGGGAUAGGACUCUGAGGUGGCUGAGGUUCAUCGAUCCUGCAACAUUUCCAGGCACCCUUUUCAGGGUUGUGUAAUAGUUUCCCUAAGUAAGUCUCUGCUUCAGGUAGCAAUAGAGGAGCAUAAGAAGCUAGGUAGGGACUAAGGACAGGCCCUGAGAAGUGGAUUGAAGUAGAAGAUGUUUCUUUUUUAACCUGGGUCUCUUCCCAGCUCUCCAAAGUCUUUGACAUAGUAAAUCCUAAAUUCAUUCACUGUUUUAAAUGGGUCUUCUACUCGAAGGUGACAGCAGAGGGCAGCACCAUCUCAACAGACAAGGAAGACACUUUAGGCAAGUGUAGCUGGAUUUUCCUCACAGCAACAGAAUAACUACAUCAUGGCUUGGGGAGCAGGCAGCUACAAAACAUUCUUGAACUUGCUUGUCAUUUCCUUUUCUAGGGCAUUGGGCUAAAAAUGUUCUAUGAACCAUUGACUCGGGAUGCUCUCUGCUGGCCCCUCCAGCUGCUCAUGGACAAGAACCUCUUCUUACUGAGAUUUCUAAUUCCCACAGCAAAAGGCUGACGAUGCUAUCCCUUCCUCAGAGGAGCCCCCACCUUCUGUGAUAUAGGAAAUCUCAAAAGCACUACUGCAGGUAGUAGGGAAAGUAAGAGAAAACACAGACUCAGCCUUGUGUACUGACUUCAUAAGAUAUCCACUUAAUAUUUUUAUUUAUUUAAGAAGAGCUGGAGGGAGAGAGGGAAAGAGAAAGAGAGAAAGAAUAAGAGCUCUCUUCCACUAGUUCACACCCCAAAUGCCUGCAGCAGCUGAGGAUGGGCCAGGCCAAAGUAGGUGCUGGGAACUCAAUCCAGGUCUCCCAUGUGGGUGGUUGAACACAGGCACUCCUAUAUGGGACACAGGUGUCUUAACAGCUAAGCUAAACACCCACCCCAGAUAACCACUUUUAAGAGAUGAGCACAGAACAGGUGAGAGUUGCAGCAGCACAAAGUCAAACCCUGUGAACCAGGAAUGAAAAGGAAUUUGAGGUAGGGCCUUGUCAAAACACACAUGCCUACCCUGACUUGCAGUCCCACCCCUUGCCACUGAGCAGUGUAGUUUAUAUACUCAUGGGACCCAGAGUCAUAGAUAAGACUCAGAAGCCUUUCUCCUUUAGCUUUAUGCAGGGAGUCAUCAGUAGAAAACUAGAGGGGGGAUCUCACAUUGUGGCACAGCGGGUUAAGCCACCUCCUGCAACACUGGCAUCCCAUAUUGGAGUACUGCUUUGAAUCCUAGCUCCUCUACUUCCAAUCCAGCUCCCUGAUAUUGUAGCUGGGAAAGCAGCAGAAGAUGGCCCAAGUUAUUGGGACCCUUCACCCACAUCACAGACUUGGAUGAAACUCCUGGCUCCUGGAUCUGGCCUUGGGCCAGCUCUGGCAGUUACAGCCACUUAGGGAGAGGACCAGCAGAUAGAAGCUCACUUUCACUCUCUUCCCUUUUCUCUCUCUCUCACUCUGCCUGUCAUAUAAAUAAAUAAAUCUUAAAAAAAAAGAAAACUAAAGGUAAGAAGCAGGCAGGUUGUUUAGGUACGCAGAGAUAAGAAUGCUGGAGCACUCACUGUGUACCAGGUAUCAUUCUUCAUACUGCAUUGAUUAAAGUCUGUUAUUAGCCCUUUACAGAGGAGGGAACUGAAGCUCAGAAAAGUUAGGCAGUUUGCCCAAGAUUGGACUGCUAGUAAGUGGCAGGGCCAGGAUUUCAACACUGGCAGCCUGGCUCCAGAGCAGUGUUCUCAGCCAUGAUGCCAUCCUGCCUCUAUUUCUUUUCCUACUUUCCAUUUAAAGACAGAUAAAAGGAGAAAGAGUCCAUCUUCCCUAAUCCUACUCAGAUGUAAGGCUUAGAGUGGGCCCCAGAGGAAUGGGGGAAAUGCAAGGCUCUCAACCCAAAGAAAUUGGCUCUUGAAAACAGAGUGGUUAGGCUGUCACCUGCGAUACUGGCAUCCCACAUGGAUACCAGUUCAAUUCGUGGCUGCUCUGUUUCUGAUCCAGCUCCCUGCCAACAUGCCUGGGAAAGCAGUGAAAGAUGGCCCAACUUCUUGGGCCCCUGAACCCACAUGGGAGACCCAAAUGAAACUCCUGGCUUCGGCCUCAUCUGGCCCUGGCUACUGUAGCCAGUUGGGGAGUGAGCCAGAAGAUGGAAGAUCUCUAUCAAUCCCUUUAGCUUUGUAACUCUGCCUUUCAAAUAAAUAAAUAAAUCUUUUUUAAAAAGGAGCAGAAACAAAAUAAAAAACAAUAAAAGCAAAGUGGUGGGACAUAAAUCACGAGCCUAGAACAUACGGGUUCAGCCAUGAGUCAGAGAAUAGCCAUUUCCUCUGGGGUUUUAGUGAGAGUCUCAUUUUUACAAUGCAAAAUAAAAAGGCAGUUGCUGAGUGGAAUGUAACGAGGAAAUACAGGAGCUAUGAGAGGCAGGAAGCAAGUUAGAGGCAGAAGGCAAAAAGAAAUGAGUUCCUGUGGGAAAUCUAUGGUCAGACAAGGUCUGUGGUCCCAAAGGCAAUGACUGCACAUUGCACUGGGCAAGAUGAAUGUCCUUCCUUGUCCUUAUCAUUUAACACUUCCAGUGACAAGCCAGGACAUGCUAAGCAGGUCAAAGGACCGAACAGUAACUCAGAGGAGGCCCACUACCUCCUGAACAGAGUUCCCACCUGGGCCCGACUCUUGCCUAUCCAAAGACAUUUCAAAAGAUUUGUGGGAAAUGAGAAUACAAGAUCAUUUUGUUGCAAAAAAACAACUUUAAAAUCUAGGAAAGUUUUUUUCUAAUACACUUUUCAUGAAGGUUUUGGAGACUGCUUGUAUGCUGGGAUUUCAAAUUUUUUGCACCAGAAUAAACUCAUUUUUAAAUUCCA
Messenger RNA from Oryctolagus cuniculus (rabbit), 4908 nucleotides. RefSeq names its product sushi repeat containing protein X-linked 2 (gene SRPX2). The record is from RefSeq and is a predicted model, not a curated record. Lineage: Eukaryota; Metazoa; Chordata; Mammalia; Lagomorpha; Leporidae. Gene Ontology annotation, molecular function: signaling receptor binding. Gene Ontology annotation, biological process: cell-cell adhesion; positive regulation of cell migration involved in sprouting angiogenesis; positive regulation of synapse assembly.